This is a messenger RNA of Ornithorhynchus anatinus (platypus), 830 nucleotides long. It is a transcript of the gene MS4A10, whose product is annotated as membrane spanning 4-domains A10. NCBI's taxonomy places the organism in Eukaryota, Metazoa, Chordata, Mammalia, Monotremata, Ornithorhynchidae. Gene Ontology annotation, cellular component: plasma membrane. The coding region runs from base 186 to 830 and encodes 214 amino acids. The record is from RefSeq and is a predicted model, not a curated record. Gene Ontology annotation, biological process: cell surface receptor signaling pathway. The transcript has 7 exons.
CCAGGUUUGCGAAAGGAGCACGGCGUUCGUCAAUCGAAGAGGACUCAAAGUCUGAAGCCAAUAAAUAUGUUUGGAUACAAAGAUCUGGAGACUCCCGGAUAAGGUCUUAAAGACAUUCACAGCCCAAGGGAGAGAGCUAAGACGGCCCUGAGCAGCUGGGCAGAGAGAUCUUCAACCCAACAGCCAUGGCAAAUGAGGACAAUUGCAGAGAUGCUGACAGUCCUGCCCCGAUAAUAGAUGGCACCUUUAGAGAUCAAGGGGAGUACCUCACUCCCUCCCAACCCGUGUGGAAAGCGCCUUGUGGAAGCCAGCAAGUCAUAGCACUGGGAAUCCAGCCUGGAGAGAACGCGCUAUCUGGAAAUCCGAAGAGAAGAUUUUCCGAACAGAUGGGAAUCUUCCACUUCAUGAGUGCGAUAAUUCAUUUCUCUUUUGGGAUCUGGCUGAUGGCUAUCUCCCAGAAUCUCCACCUGGUAGCUCUGAAAAGUUGGUAUCCAAUCUGGGGAAGCCUCUCGUAUUUCCUUUCUGGAGGCUUAUCAGCGAUCGUAGAGAAAAUUCCCAAACGGGGUAUGAAACCUUGUUGCUUGGUGAUGAACAUUUUUAGCAUCUUCUGUGCACUGUCUGGAGUCUUUGUAUUCAUUAAGGACCUAUUUCUGGAGAACGUAUUUCCUCUAUGGACUCUGUAUCCCUUCUACAUAGUGAGUAUCCAGCUCUAUUUUGGCUUUUCCCAUCCAUUAGAUGAUCAGCUGUUCCAGGGCAGGGAUAAUAUCUUAUACUUCCUCGAUUUACUCCCCACUACCAAUGUGAUUGGGAAUCAGUACCCUCAGGAAUAA